Molecule: messenger RNA, 8196 nt
Organism: Vitrella brassicaformis
Lineage: Eukaryota; Vitrellaceae
Source: the annotation of a GenBank genome assembly
GACAGGCUGCUGCACAGACAGACUGCCGACAGGCGGAUGAUAGACAGACCUGUUAGGAUCUGCCCAACUGCCGAUCAGGCGGAAAAGACAAACCAGACUGCUGCGCCCAUGUAAGAAUAGGUGGGAGAGAGUCGGGGAGAAUGGUGAAGAGAGGAUCUGCCGGGCGGUCAGUCCCGGAUAAAGGAUUAAGUCAAUGCAACGUAAGGUCUGUGGAUUUUGUGGAGAGUCCACGUAGGACAUGUAGUAUGCGUCAGUCCAUCCUGUCUGACGUCCUGUCCGCCAUGGCCUGUCUCAUGGAACGGACAAAGACUCAACAGCCGUCCUGUCUCACAGAUCAGUGGAUCGUCGGUCUAUGAACCCUAGACCCUAAACCCUGGACCGACUUGCACUUCUGACACGCCCGACGAUUGCGCGCUUCGAGAAAGUCGGUUCGUUCUCGCCGGGAAGCGCACCAGAUGAGCAGAAAAGGCACUGUGGAUGAGCAGAAGGACCGAUUGCUCAAAGUCUGCAAGCUAAGCUAGCGUCGUUUGGUCUGCGAUGAUUCCUCCCAAUCCGGAUGUCGGGCGGAUGCCCCUGCCGGGCAGCGGGGUGUUCAGGACACUCGUGGCCGCGGGAACCGGUGAGGUGCAAACAGCCGUGCUUUUGCUUUUGUUUGCUUGCCCUCUCGCCUCGAUCACUCAUUCUCUCUCCAUGUCUGUGUGUGUGUGUGCCUGUGUUGUGUGUCGAUCAGCGGUGGGCGUGGGUCUGUAUGCAAUGCGGCGUGUGUACAAGUCGGUGCAGCAGUUCCUGCGGCGGGUGCGUGCGCCGGUCUUGUCAACGAGGGUGGACCCUGAGGUGGACGCCGAGGACGCACUCAGACAGGUCGGUGCCGUGGCAACCACAACACAGAGGGAGGGGCAGACAAACAGACAGACACACACGCACAGAGAGAGAGAGAGAGAGAGCAAUUCGGCCGCUGGUGAGAGUGUGAGUGUGACUGUGUUUGUGUGGAUGUGCGCGUGUGUGUGUGGUGUGUGUGCAGAAGGAGGCGUCAUUCCGAACCCUGGUUGUGCAGGAGGUUGCGUAUGACAUUGUCUUGUGGAUGAAGGAGGGCUGCCGAUACGCCGGCGAGGCCAACAUCUCCUUCACACACCGAUGCCCCACACAAGGUAGGGCAGGGCAGGGCAGUGAAAUGAAUGAGUGGAUAUCCAUCAUGAUGGAUGACUUGCGUGUCUUCCUGCCUGGUGCCUAGGCAUAUUUCUGGAUUUCUCGGGCGGUGCGAUCACGUGCCUUUGUGUCAAUGGGCGGCUGAUCGGCAGCGAUGGCGUGGCCAUACCCUCUGGUCAGCCAGCGAGUGAAUGCGGAGAGAACCCCCGGACACACACACACACACACACACACACACGUGCGCGCGCGUCUGCGUCUGUGUGUGUGUGUGUGAUAGGCAUUGGCGACGUUAAGCUGGUGGAGAGUGGCCACGCCGUGUGGGCGGCCCAUCGGCUGCAGAUAUCGGGCUCCCUGCUCAAGGAACACAACGAGGUGAUAGACCGCACCCACCCUCUUGAUCAGCCAACGGAUGGAUGGAUGGAUGGCUGACACAGGCGGAUGUGUAUAUGUGUGUGUGUGUGUGUGUCUGUGUGUCAAAUCUAUCUGACCGAUAUAUCAGGUGGUGGUGGUGUUUGCGAGUGACUAUGAUCGCACCGGCGCCGGGCUGCACCAGAUCAUCGAAGAAAGCGAGCAGGUGCGUCUCACCGUCCCUCCCUCUCUCCCUCUCUCUCUCUCUCUCUGUGUGUGGAUGGAUGGAUGGAUGUGUGUGGAAUUGAUCAGCAAGUGUUUGAGUACUACUGUGCCAACCCCGGCGUGUUUGAGACCCACCGCAUCUUUCCGUGCUUCGACCAGCCUGACCUCAGGGUGCGUGGGUUAUAGAUAGAUCGGUGGGCGGGGCGGUCCGUCGAUGUCUGUCUGUCUGGCCGCCCUUCAGGCACAGCUUCGCCUCUCUGUCAUCGCACCAUCUCAGUGGACAGUUAUCACCAACAGUAACCUCCCCUCCGCCGACUUCCCCCUCCCCACACACACACACACUUUUCCUCUGUCCAUCUCCAUCUCUGACUCUCUCUCUCUCACUCUCUCAGUGCCGCCCCUGGAGGUCUCAGCCGACGCCCUCCAGACCGCCCGGCGCGAACGGAUGAGCGCCCCGGCAUCCCGCAGCAGCAGAGGGGCCAGGGCAUACGCACACACGAGUGCGAGUGGGGGUGUGUCGGGCCUGGUGCGGUCCAUGUCGGGCGACCUGCUGGCUGAUGAGAUGGAGGGCGAGACGCAGCGGUGCCCCACCAUAUUCGAUGACGUGCCUAAGUAAGCUCCCGGGAAGGCGGAGGGGUGGGGUGGCGAAGGGGUGGGUGUGGUGGAAGAGUGUCUGUGGGCUGGGCUUUGUUGGUGUGUGUGUGUAGGAGCGGGUGCAAGCUGUGGCGGUUCGGUGCGACCCCACCGAUCAGGUGUGGUGUGGUGUCAGAUGAGACAAGACACACAUAGCUCUAUGAAGAUCUUCAAGACACACAGCUCUAUGUGAUCUGCUGAUCUGUUGUGCUGUGUGUGUGUGUGUGUCAUUAUGAUAGUCUGAGUGGGUUUGUCUUUGCCGUCGGGCCCUUCCUCAAGGUGGUCAACAAGACCGGUGGGUUCGGUUGCUGCUGCUGCUGCUGCUCCUCACAGAGAGAGAGAGAGACAGCCGGAAUGGAUGGAUGUGUGGCUGCUGUGCUGUGUGUGUGGAUGGCAUCGACGCACUUAGAGGGAGGUCUCCCCGUCGCUCUGUACUGCCGCCAAUCGCAGCUCAGAUACCUCGACCAUGCCGUCCGUCAGCUCCCCUCCCCUCCCCCUCACUGACUGACCCACACACACCAACACACACCAACACACACCAACACACACCAACACACAGGCGGGCUCACAUCUGCUUUUAUGUGUGUGUGUGUGUGCGUGUGUGUGUGUGCAGGAUUUGUUUGAGCUGAUAUCCCGUGGCCUGCGUUUCUUCGAGCAGUACUUCGACACGCCAUACCCCUUCCAGAAGUGAGUGUGUGAGCGAGCUGCUGCACACACACAGACACACACACAGACACACACAGACACACACACACACAGACACACAGCCCUCCGUCUCUCGCUUACACACCGCUUGUGUGCCCUCUCAGGUAUGACCAGGUGUUUGUCCCGCAGGAGGCCCUCAUGGCAACAGGAGGGACAUGCAGCCGUAAGUAACCACACACACACACACCCCAUCACACACACCCCACUGUCUGUCUGUCUGUCUGUUCUUCCCCUUGCAGCUCGUGCAGGUGCGACCAUGUUGGUGGAGUCGCUCAUGCUUGGUGCGCCCACUCCCGAGGCGUCAUCAGUCGAGGAGGCCAAACUGUUCAGGGCAAGGGUCAUACUCGAAAACAUGUAAACACGCGACGGAGAGAGAGAGAGAUAGAGACUGUGUGUGUGUGUGUGUGUGUCUGUAUGUGGGGGUGUCAGUGUGUGGGUGUGGUUGGGUGGAAUGGUGUCUGUGUCAUGGUGGAGCGAGGAGUGGCUGCCCGAGGCCUUCAGCUCCUACGCCGCCGCACUCGCACUCAGCGACCCUAAGGUAACUAACCGACCCUCCCCUCCCUCCCUCCCUCCCCACCUGCACCACACUCCCAACACACACACACACAUGGCGUGGCGUGGCGGCACAACAGAUGGAGCGUACAGCUCUGGGCGUCAAGAGCAUCCUCUCCGCCUCACCGCAGCAGCAGCCCUUCGCCCACUCCCCCCCGACCAGCCUAGCGGCAGCGCCAGCCUCGCUCCCGCCCUCCUCCCUGCCCCCGCCCUCUGCCUACGCCCUCAACGAGGUCAAGCGCGUGCCGUCCAUGUGCAGCACAUGGACCUUCAGCAACCCCACACCACGCACCCUGCCCUCCCCAUCUGGCGCGGCCAGGCCGCACCACGGCGGCUGCUCCGCACUGCUGGAGCCGCACGCCGAUAGGGGCGAGAGCUCGGGGUGGCGCCCUCAUGUGGGAGGGGGAGGGGGAGGGGGGGAGUCGCAGACGCCCAAGGCUGCUGCUGCGAGUGGUGCUGGUGCUGGUGGUGGUGGUGGUGAGUGUGUUGAGACGGAGGCCACUCUGUCGUGGGUCGUGUUUCAUCGGGACCUGAAGGCAUGGGCAUAUUCACAGGACCAGAAGGUGAGAGGGGGUGGGCAGUGAUCCAUCAUGCGACGGAUUGGAUUGGAUUGGAUUGGGGUGUGUGUGUGUGUGUGGUGUGUUGCGUGUAUGUGUGUGUAGGUGACAGCUCAUGCUCUAUACAGCAUGGUGAGGGACACCCACGACCUGCUGAGGGAGCCGGCCAUCUCCAGGGGCAAGGGCGCGGCAGUCUUCAAACAACUCGUGAGCUGAGCUACACAGAGAGGGAGGGAGGGAGGGAGGGGGGAAGCUAACAAAGCACAACACACCAACAGAGAGAGAGAGGCGACAGACAGACAGACAGACAGACACAGACACACAGACACACACAGACAGACAGACAGACGCUCUGUUGUGUCAUGCUGGUCAGGUGUGUCUGCUGGGCCAAGAGCCGUUUCGACUUGUAUGCCCUUCCUGGAUAGACAGACAAUACACCCGUCCACUGACUGACAAGACGGCCACGGGAUGGAAUACUGCUUCCCUCUCCCUCCCUCUCUGUGUGUGGGUGUGUGUGUGUGUGUGUCAGGGCCUGGCUCUCUUCUUCGCCCGUUUUCGCUUCCAAAGCGUCACCAUCAAACAGUUCUUCCAAGGCACGCCAUCCCACCAACACCCCCCACACCCCACACCCCACCCUGUGUCUCUCUCCUCUGUGUCUGUCUGCGACCAUCCAUCCAUCCAUCAGUGCUGCAAGAGGGCUGCGUGCGGAUGUCGACCACACCCGAGCCCUCCCUCCACCCAGCAGCAGCAGCAGCAGCCACAGCCACAGCCACAGCAGCCGCGGCAGCUGAUGGCGCAUCACAACCACCACCAGCAGGAGCACCAGGAGCACCCGCAGCACCGUCUGUGUCGGGUGGAAGCGGUGUUGGAGAUCUGUCUUACGGUCGGUGUCACCACGAGGUACUGCGGGCGCAGAGCACCUGGAUGAAGGUGUGGCUGGGCAAGCCUGGCAUCAACACUAUCAGACCGGUAAGUACGGGUGUUGGUGUGGGCAGCCAGGGGAGAUGCAUGGAUGGAUGGAUGUGUGUGUGUGUGUGUGGUUUGUGUCUGUCUGCAGAGAUGGGUGUGUGGCCCUGCUGCGAGCGAGAUGGACGGCCGCGACACGUAUGUCAGAGAGAGAAAGGACCACACACACACACACACACGCACAGAACAGAACGGCAAAGGCGUUUGUGUGCGGUGUUCUCUGUCUGGUGUGGUGCAGUCGAGUGUUGUCGUUGCUGCAGCUGCAGCAGACGGCACCGGUCAAGCAGCCAACCAUGAGACCACACAGACUACGGUAAUUACGCUAUCGACCCCCACACCACACCACACACCACACCCUUACACACACCCAUCACCCCACCCCAGCCCCACACACCACACUAUGCGGUGCGGUGUGUUUGUUCUUCUGCGCAGGGUGGAUCUCUUCUACCCCUCAGAAACAGGUGAAGUGAAUUGGGUGGCCAUUGGGAAACGACGGACGGCCAUGAUAAGCUUAAGGGCUGUAUGCUCUCUCUCUCUCUCUCUGUCUGUGUGUGUGUGUUUUUGUGUGUGUGUCAGAGGCGGGCAAGGUUGAUGCCUACGGCGUGUGGGUGGACGUCACGGUACGCAGCCAUAGGAGAGGGAGGGAACUGUUUGUAGGACGCUUCGCUUGUGUGCACGCCUGUGUGGUGUGGUAAACAUGUUGUGUGGUGUGGCUGUCUGCAGGACGAGCUGACGAAUGUCCCUUCAGUGGUCGGCCUGCCCCCACCACUCGGCGUCCUCUGCAACGCCGGUCGCUAUGCCCCGCCCCCCCUUCAUCCACCCCAUACCAUACCUUAGCAUAGCCCCCCACCAUCUGUGUGUGUCUGUCGGCCAUGCAGGUGAUUAUGCCUACGUGAAGGGGCUGCUUGACGAGCAGACGCUCGAGUUCGUGUCCGAGCGGCUGCAACACAUCCAGGUGUGUCAGGGGGGGCGGUCAUGUGUGUGUGCCAUCUCAUCUCAUCUGCCCGCGUGUGUGGUGUGUUGUGUGAUCGAAUAAGUCUGUGUUGAGCCGCCAGCUGAUAUGGCGGUCUCUGUGGGAGAUGGUCCGCGAUAGACAGCUCUCCUCGCUCAGAUUCCUCGAGCUCGUAAGCGCGCAGCCGCUCACAACCACAGCAGCCAUUGCCGUCGACCUGUGACCUGUGACACGUGUGUGUGUGUGUAGGUGCUGGCGAACUGGGGUGUGGAGCCCAAUCUGUGCCUCCUCGAAGGACUGGCCUCAAACGUGCUGGCCGCACUGCACUACUUCAUCCCUGGUACCUCACGUCAGCCCUACCACCCACCACCCAACGCACAGAUACGGGCCGUCACAUGUGGGUGGAUGGAUGGAUGGAUCCCUCUGUGUGUGUGUGGUGUGGGUUUGUGUGUCAGAGCCCUUCUUUAUGGAGGUGGCGGGGCGACUGUCUGACGCCACGCGCGAGCUUACCGAGAAGGCACAGCAGCAGCAACAGAACCAGGUCACCUGACCUGCACACCACACUGAUUCAUUGACAUGGAAGGAUCUCUUUCGCGGCGACGUAUAGCUGUGUCUUAUGGGAUGGGUGUGUGCAGACGUUCAUCGACUUCUGGCUGCGUCUGUGGUGCCAUACGUCCUACGACCUGGCCCACCUCCGGCCCCUCCUCGCACUUAUGGACUCAGACACACCCCCAAGCACCACCACACACCUACAGCCACCACAACCGGUGGCACAACCGCCACCAGCGGCAGCAUCGACACAAGCAGCACAACCACCAGCAGCACCCGAGACCACACACAGCCACAGCCACAGCCACAACCACCCACACCCUCAGCUGCACCUAGACCAGGCUCUACGGUGGAAGGUGCUGGAGCACUUCUGCGCCCUCACUACCGAGGCGGAUGAGGGCAGCGAGAGCAGCCUGGAAGACGGCGGGCCUUUGGUGAGGGAGAGGGAGGAGCGGCUGAGGCGGGAGGGGGAGAGGGACCCCCCCACCACACCCACCGGGGCUAUUGGACACGCCAAGUGCUAUGCGGCCAUUCCUGACGCCAAACAAAAGAACCAGGUAGGUGCGGCGGUGGGAGGGAGGGUGUGUUGGGAUGGGGUGGAGGGUGGGCAACCGUUGUCUCUCUCUUGUGUGCCACCGGUGUUUGUGCUGUGCUGACAGUUGUGGACGCGCUACUUGCAGAUCAGCACGUUGAAUCUGCACGACAUCAGCGCGUCAAUGGCCUCCUUCCACCAACGGCACCCGUGCCAGCGGCACCUGCUCGCGCCAUACGUCAAACUCUUCUUCAAAGAGGUGAGUCAGGUCAUUCACCCUCCUUAACCCCACAGCCCAACAGACUGAAUUUGUGUGUGUGUGUGUGCCCUCAGGUGCGUCGCGUGUUUCGGUGCAAGCAUCCCCACCUGGCCCUCCAGUUCUGGGAGCAGCUCUUCCCGCUCCACAGGGUCGCCAACUCGAGCAGGGUGAGUGCAGUACGUGUUAGUCACACACACACACACAUCCAUUCAUCCAUCCACCGCACCUGUGUGUGGUGUGCUAUGUGUGUGGUGUGUGCAGACGCUGGCUCGCACUCUGCGGCUGAUCGAGGCACUGGGAGAGGUAAUUACAGUACCCAUUAUCCGUCCACUCCACACACACACGCCCCAGCUGUCUCUCUCGUGUGCACCACCCCCUCCUCCCUCCCUCUGUGCUGUGUGUCACGGUCAGGAUGAGAAGCUCCUGCGUCGCGUUGCUCUCGAUGGUCAGUGCAGUGCAGUGCAGUGCACAGACAACUGACUGCCAGCCGUUUAAUUAAGUGUGUCUCUUUGGUGGUCUGUCUUGCAGGUUAUGACGAGCUGCUGCGUGCUCAUGCGUGUCGCGAGAUGUGUUGGGUGCAGUCGGGCACGGCCUCACUGCCGCAGGAGGAGCAGGGCGGGGACCUGUCGGACCUCGAGGACACGGACUGACUGAGCGAUGGAGGGAGGGACUGAUGGAGGGAGGGGCGUUGGUCGUGUCUGUGAGAACGGACUUUAUCGACUGACUCCAUGUGUGAGAGGGUGCGCGUGUGUGUGUGGAUGAGAGUGUGGAC